Anopheles stephensi (Asian malaria mosquito) is the source of this 2175-nucleotide messenger RNA. Its product is annotated as lipase 3-like. Bases 219 to 1517 code for a protein of 432 amino acids. The record is from RefSeq and is a predicted model, not a curated record. Lineage: Eukaryota; Metazoa; Arthropoda; Insecta; Diptera; Culicidae. The transcript is spliced from 3 exons. Gene Ontology annotation, molecular function: hydrolase activity, acting on ester bonds.
AUUCAUGCGGAACAGCCGGCCGCGCAAUAACUAACUACGCUUGCAGCCUCCGAUCGGGUAACAUCUAGCUAGAGUCAAGGCAAAGGACAACUGAUCUCCCGCUCGUUUACCUUGACCAUGACGUUCAGCACGUGGUACCACUGGAACUGCAACGACAGCAGCGACCAGUGCGCACCGGUUGCAGCUGAAGAAAGUGCAGCAAGCUCGUCAGUGCAGAAAUGACUGCAGUUCGAUGCGGAAAUACAAUCCACGGCUGCCCAUAUCGGCAGCGUGCGUUCUGUAAAGGUGCUCCUACUUCUAUCGGACGAUGGCUGUUGGUGAUCGGUGUGGUUGUGUUCCCGGUGGUGACUGCUACACGUGUUACGUUCGGUGCGUACGAGAGUGUUUUUGCGAUCGACGAAGAAGACGGAAUGCUGGAAACGUCCGAACUGAUCCGUAAAUAUGGAUAUCCAAUAGAACAGCACGAAGUCACCACCGCCGACGGAUACGUGCUAGCGUUAACGAGAAUUCCUCCGAAGGAUAAUCCAACCAACAGUUCGCUGCCGAUACUGCUGGUCCAUGGAUUGUUUGCCAGUUCGGCCGAUUUUCUCAUCGUUGGUCCGAACAACAGUCUUGCCUAUUUGUUGGCGGACCGGGGCUACGAUGUGUGGUUGCCGGAUCUGCGUGGCAACCGGUACUCGCGCCGUCACACUAGCCUCACGUCAGACUCCCGGGCCUACUGGGACUACACCUGGCACGAGAUGGGCUAUUACGAUCUACCGGCCACGAUCGAUCACAUCCUAACCGUUACCCGCGCCAACCGGCUGCACUAUAUCGGCUAUUCCCAGGGAACGACGGUAUUCUUCGUGAUGGCUUCCAGCCGACCGACGUACAAUGAGAAAAUCGCACGCAUGUACGCCCUCUCACCGGCUGUUUAUGUGGAGCACGUGCGCAGUCCAAUCUUUCGAUGGCUGGCGGUGAAUAGUCCCGCCGUUAAGUGUUUCCUCGACACGAUGGGACUGUGGCAGGUGCUGCCCCACAACAAGGCACAGUACGCACUGCAAAGGGCGUUCUGUCCGCCACGGCAAUCGCACAGCAUUUGUGUCCGACUGAUAGAGCUGCUGGUCGGUCCCAAUCCCAAUGGAACGGAUCGGCUAGCACAACACGUCAUCGCCGGUCACAAUCCUUCGGGAGCGUCGAGUAAACAGUUGCUACACUUCGCCCAGCUAAACCUUAGUGGUCGCUUUCAGCAGUUUGACUACGCACGAAAGGAACGAAAUCUCGCCCACUAUGGACGGGAGUAUCCACCGAGCUACAAUCUGACGGCUGUGACUGCACCGAUCGUAAUGUUUUACGGGCUGAACGAUUGGAUGGUAGAUCCUGCCAACGUGGUACGGUUAGCGGACGAGCUGCCUAACCUGGUUUCGAUGGCGGCGGUAGAGGAUCCCAACUUUAACCAUCUCGACUUUGUGGCGGCGAAACGGGUACGUGCGCUUGUGUACGAUAAGAUCCUCGAUCAGCUGCGCGAAUUAAGCUAAGCCAUUUGAGACUGUUAAUCAAAUGCUAGAUGUUAGAGGUGUUACAGGUUAAAUAAUGUUUUUGACAUAUCAACAUAAAAUAGAGGCAAUGUGUAAAUUAUUUGCGGCAGACACAGUUACACCUCAGCUUGCUGCUUUGGUCCAUUCGCAGUUCGUAACUGGCUGUGUAGAGUUGGCUUUUCGUCCAUCUGUAAGCCGCGUUCCAAACUGUUUAACUACCGAAACGAUUCACUUUUAAUUACCACAAUCCGAAAUGGUUUCAAUUUAAUAACCGAUGCAUAGAACGAUAUGCGGCACUGACGUGUGAUGUCUUCAUCAACUCUGGUAGACACGUGUUGACAGAGUUUCAGUUGAAUAAAUGUUUUACACAUUUACGGUUGAAUUUUAAGCAGGCACAUUUUCAAUGCAACUCAACUUGAACAUAUUCCUUGCGGUUUGGUUUCUGACUGGUCCCACCGAAGGCAAGUUUCCGAUAGACAAAAUCGAUGGGCAACUUACUACUGUGAGUAUGAGUUUCAAUGUUUCUAAGGUGGUAUUUUUGGACAAUCGAGCAAAACAGCAGUGUUUUCAUUGUUAGAUAGAGCUAAUAAACAAGUACGGUUACCGUGGCCUAGCCCACACGGUAACAACGGCCGACGGUUAUCAGCUCGGAGUACAU